UUAAACUCCAAAGAAGAAGACAACGGAAACCGAUUUUUUUUUUUGCUGUUAAUCAGCUGAUACAACAACAUUUCACCAGACCACGGUCAAAAGGUUGUGUAGAUCGUAAACCUGGGCAAUCACUCCCCCAUAGUGGCCCAUGUUCAGAGGCACCAUCUGCCCUGAAGUAGAUGCACCUCUUCAUCCAUGAUUCUCCUCUGGGCAAACAGCACGAAAUGUGUCCUUGGUGACAUCCAAAACACCUCGAAUGACAACACAAAAACAACAAUUAUACAAAAAUGGCAUACCCCAGAACCCACAACCCAUUUGCAGAUGAUGAUGAGGAGGAGCAGCACUGGUCAAGUGGGGGAUUUUACGACCCCCAAGAGAGGGGGGUGAGUGAGGCAGAGCGCAAGCAGAGAUGCCUCCAACAGGAAGUGAUGCGUACGGCCAAGUCUGCGGUGGUCAGCAGCCACCGCUCCCUGGGGCUCAUCUAUGAGUCGGAGAAGAUCGGCGCUGAGACUGCAGAGGAGCUGAUGCGUCAGGGGGAGGCUCUGAAGAGGACCGAGAGGAUGGUGGACAACAUGGGCCAAGACCUGAAAACCAGCCAGAAACACAUCAACAGCAUUAAGAGUGUGUGGGGAGGCCUUGUCACUUACUUUAAGGCCAAGCCUGAGACCACCAAGUCCCUGCCAGAAGAGCCUGUUGUUUACCAAGCCAGCAGCAAAUUGCAGAAUGCCAUGUCUCACAGUAAGGAGCAUGAAGGCAAGUACCAGGCCAGUCACCCCAACCUGAGGAAGUUGGACAUUGGAGGUUUCGACGCAUUUGCAUCAGAUGACAGCUCAUCUAGUCAAAAUGGCUACCCUGCAAACAGACAGCUUAGAGCCGCCCACCAGACCCUGGACAACAACUUAGAUGAGAUGUCCCUGGGCCUGGGAAGGUUAAAGAACCUAGGACUGGGCCUCCAAUCUGAAAUUGAGAAUCAGGACACUUCUCUGGACAAUCUGCUGGGUAAAGUGGACAAGCUGGACCUCAAGAUCAACAACACCAACCAGCAGAUUAAAAACCUCAAAUAAUAAAUCCCAAACAUUCUGACUCACCGGUCAGAGACACCGGUCAACUCAACUCCCCCUUACCUGGGUUUCACUUCAAAGCAGCUCUCUGUGCAUCAAGAUGUCUUAUUCCUCUAUGAUAGAGUACCAAUGUUAUUGAUACUCUAAUGAAUGAUAUUCAGUUCCUCAAACAGCUCCAUAUAAAUGCAUAGACCACCCUGUUCUUGACUAUUUAUGAUUUGUUAUCUUGUGAUUUUUAGAAAGGAAGGAUCUCUGUGAGUAGGACCUGUGUAGUGGGUUUAAAGGGUAGUUGAGAUAAGUGUUAAUGGUCUGUAUUGUUGCCCUCAGUUUGCAUCGUGGUAAGUUGCAUUUUAAUUUAGUUUGGUAAGUAAAUUAAUUCAAUUUCAACUCAAAGCGAGGGAUCCUCUUUGAAAACAAAGUGCCACUACUUGCAUUCAUGAAUUGAAUUUGAAAGGGUUUACUGACUUGACUGAAUUGAAAUGCUAUUGACCCCAACCUUGAUCGCUGUGUCCAGAAGCCAGAAAAAUAAAUUGUGUGGUGCUUGUUUGAAACUGGAAUGUCAUACUGUGGUAUGUAUGCUGUCCGCUGCCUGUUGAUUAGAUAAUUCAUAUCCUAUUUGUAACUUUUGAGAUGACAUACCCACAGAACUCAAAUGAAUGAUUCAUUACAUUUCUUUAGACUCACCCACAAUCUUGUACAUAAACAUUCCCCCCCCAGCCCUUGCUGGACCUGUGCUUGGUUCAUGUAGAAAUAGACAAAGAACCACACCUGUUACCCUGGAAGAAUCAAGUGCCAUCCACUCUUGUCUUACACCAGGUCUUAGGCUCGAAUUCAAUCUGACGCACAUUAUAGAGUGCUGUCAACAAUGCACCUUUUUAAAGGCAAUGUUACGGCAAUUUGCGGAAGUUGCAUUCACGGUAAAUGCUUAAAUAUGUCAUGUGCUCCAACGUGUUUCUGAUUAAAUAUCGGCCUUUUAUUUUAUUUGGGGAUCUGAAAGAAUGUAACCUGAUGUGGUAGCCUAGUGGUUAAGAGCUUUGGGCCAGUAACUCGAAAGGACGCUGGUUCGAAUCCCAGAGCCGACUAGGUAAAACAUCUGUCGACGUACCCUUCAGCAAGGCACUUAACCCUAAUUGCUCCUGUAAAUUGCUCCGGAUAAGAAGGUCUGCUAAAUGACAAAAAAAUGUAAAUGUUCAACCUUCAUGUUGCUUUAACAUAUCCUGUUACUUCAAAUUUUUGUAAAUGAAGAGAUGAGGAAAGGAAGCCACUCUACACUAUUGAAAUGCACCCCCAGUGUCUCACAACACAAGUGGCUUCUUGUAUGUGUAGCCACUUCUGUUUCUCAUAUUGUUUUUGCAAGCUACCGCUCCAAACCUUGCUACUUUUCUGAAGGGAUGUCAAUGUGUGGAAAUAUGCGGAAUGGAAAUUGCAUUGUUAAUUCUUCCUUAAUUUGCUUUUUCAUCCUUUUGCUUUUGAUAAAUCACCUCGUGUAUACUUUCUUUUGUGAUUGAGGAGAAUAUUUAACAGAUAAUGUGACUGCUCUUUGUCUGAUAAAUGACUUCUGCAAAUAGAAGGAACAUUUAUGCCUUCCUCUGUGUGUGUGUGUGCACAGAAGUAUAUGAAACAUCUGUAUUACCGUUUUACAAAUGUCAAUGUACACAUGCUAAGAAUAUGGUUUAAAUACAGACUUUAAAUUGAGA
This is a messenger RNA of Oncorhynchus gorbuscha (pink salmon), 2749 nucleotides long. It is a transcript of the gene snap29, whose product is annotated as synaptosome associated protein 29. Gene Ontology annotation, molecular function: SNAP receptor activity; syntaxin binding. The coding region runs from base 279 to 1055 and encodes 258 amino acids. The transcript has 7 exons. NCBI's taxonomy places the organism in Eukaryota, Metazoa, Chordata, Actinopteri, Salmoniformes, Salmonidae. The record is from RefSeq and is a predicted model, not a curated record. Gene Ontology annotation, biological process: synaptic vesicle priming; exocytosis; synaptic vesicle fusion to presynaptic active zone membrane. Gene Ontology annotation, cellular component: SNARE complex; plasma membrane.